This is a messenger RNA of Aquila chrysaetos chrysaetos, 8214 nucleotides long. RefSeq names its product transmembrane O-mannosyltransferase targeting cadherins 1 (gene TMTC1). Lineage: Eukaryota; Metazoa; Chordata; Aves; Accipitriformes; Accipitridae. Gene Ontology annotation, biological process: protein O-linked glycosylation via mannose. Gene Ontology annotation, molecular function: protein binding; mannosyltransferase activity. The record is from RefSeq and is a predicted model, not a curated record. The coding region runs from base 198 to 3044 and encodes 948 amino acids. The transcript has 20 exons.
GGAGGAGGAGGGAUGGCGCGGGGAGGCGGCCGCUGUUUAUUUGCAGCCGGGCAGGCUGCGCCUCGGCAGAGCGCGAGCGGCCGGCGGCGGUCCCGCUGCCCGCCCCGCACCAUGCGGGCGCCGCUGCCUCCCCGCGCCGCGGCGGCGGAGCCGGAGCCGGGGCAGCCGGCGCGGCGCCCCGCGCCCGCACCCGCGCCAUGGUGACGGGCUCGGCGCUGGGCUCCCGCAGCCGGGACCGAGCCGCGCCGCCCCCCUGCCCGUCCCCGUCGGCGGGCGGGCGGCGCGGCGGGGCGGCGGCGGCGGCGGCGGUGCUGGCGGGGCUGUGCGCCCUCUGCUACGGCAACUCCCUGCGGGGCGAGUUCGUGCACGACGACGUCUGGGCCAUCGUGAACAACCCCGACGUGCGGGCGGCCGCCCCCGUGGCCGCCGCCUUCGCCAACGACUUCUGGGGCAAGCGGAUGGCCGAGAACACCAGCCACAAGUCCUACCGGCCCCUCUGCGUCCUCACCUUCAAGUUAAACGUAUUGCUGGCUGGUAUGAACCCCUUCUAUUUCCAUGCAGUGAAUGUAAUUUUACACUGUCUAGUGACUCUCGUACUGAUGUACACUUGUGACAAAGCUGUGUUCAAGGACUGUCGACUUGCUUUUGUCACGGCGCUGUUCUUUGCUGUGCAUCCCAUUCACACCGAGGCUGUAACAGGUAUAGUAGGCAGAGCGGAUGUCCUAGCCUGUCUACUCUUUCUGUUGGCUUUUCUCUCCUAUAAUAGGAGUGUGGAUCAGCUUUAUGUUGGGGAACAUUUCCCUCCCACUGCCUCCCCAUUCUUUCUGCUGCUUAGUUUAUUCCUUGGGACAUGUGCAAUGCUGGUGAAAGAAACUGGAGUCACUGUGUUUGGUGUGUGCUUGGUUUAUGACUUCUUUUCCCUCUCCUGCAAUGGACUCAAACUGAGAAAUGGGGGAAUCCACCAGAGACCUGCCCGGCAGCCCGCGGCUUCUCCCUCUGCCUCGCUGCAGGUCGCUCCAGCGGGCCGGGAGAAUGGGAAGCAUCGCUUUGCUCACCGGGGCACCUGGAGCUCCUGCCACCCGGCAUCACCCGAGGAGCAGCGGAGCGGUGGCCUUUCUGUGCCCAGCAAAGCCAUGUGGGCCAUUCGGAGCUACCUGACUGCAAAUAACAACCAGAAUUUCCUGUAUACUGCAAGGCCUUUUUUGAAGAGAGCUGCUUUGGUGGUAAGCUACGUGAUUCUCAUGUUGUAUUUCCGCCUCUGGAUAAUGGGAGGAUCCAUGCCGAUGUUUUCCGAGCAGGACAAUCCCGCUUCAUUCUCGCCGUAUUUACUGACAAGGUUUCUAACUUAUUCCUAUCUUCUGGCCUUCAAUGCGUGGCUUCUGCUGGCACCGAUCACCCUGUGCUAUGACUGGCAGGUCGGCAGCAUCCCUUUGAUCGAGUCUGUCUGGGAUGCGAGGAACUUAGCCACAGUGUUCCUGGUGCUGGUGAUGACAUUACUCAGCCUACACUGCAUAGCCGCAUUCAAGAAACUGGAACACAAAGAAGUUUUGGUUGGCUUGUUGUUCCUGGUUUUCCCAUUCAUCCCAGCCAGCAACCUCUUCUUCAGGGUGGGAUUUGUGGUGGCAGAGCGAGUCCUUUACAUGCCGAGUAUGGGGUACUGCAUCCUUUUUGUCCACGGUCUAAAAAAGCUGUCUACAUGGUUAAAUAAAUGGAGAAUUACUGUUCUGACCCUCUUCGCUUUACUGCUGCUGCUCUUCUCUUGGAAGACGGUGAAACAGAAUGAAAUCUGGCUGUCACGAGAAUCCCUUUUCAGCUCAGGGGUGAAGACCCUGCCCCACAACGCCAAGGUGCACUACAACUACGCCAAUUUCCUGAAAGACCAGGGCCGUAACGUUGAGGCGAUCUACCACUACAAAACUGCUCUCAAACUGUACCCUCGUCACGCAAGUGCUCUCAACAACUUGGGAACGUUGACCAAAGACGUGGUGGAGGCAAAGGACUACUACAGACGGGCCCUUCAGUUAAACCCUCAGCACAAUCGAGCUCUCUUCAAUCUUGGCAACCUGCUCAAGUCCCAAGGGAAGAAGGAGGAAGCUGUAAUCUUACUGCGGGACUCCAUUAAGUAUGGCCCAGAGUUCGCAGAUGCUUACUCAAGCCUGGCCUCGCUGCUAGCUGAACAGGAACGGCUUAAGGAAGCAGAGGAAGUCUAUAAGGCUGGCAUAGAGAAUUGUCCAGAGAGCUCCGAUCUGCAUAACAACUACGGUGUUUUCUUGGUUGAUACCGGGGCUCCCGAGCGAGCCGUGUCCCACUACAGGCAGGCCAUCCACCUGAGCCCCGCUCACCACGUGGCCAUGGUGAACCUGGGCAGGCUUCACCGCUCCCUGGGGCAGAACAAAGAGGCCGAAGUGUGGUACAAGCGGGCACUGAAGGUAUCCCGGAAGGGUGAAAUCCUGUCCCCGCUGGGGGCUCUGUAUUACAACACGGGGCGGUAUGAAGAAGCGUUGCAGGUUUACAGAGAAGCGGCAUCACUGCAGCCUUCAAACAAAGAGAUCCGACUGGCGCUGGCUCAGGUUUUAGCAAUGAUGGGGCGGACGAAGGAAGCUGAAAAGAUGACAAACCAUAUACUCAACGAGGAUGUGGAGUGUCUGGAGUGCUAUCGCCUUCUGUCAGCCAUCUACAGCAAGCAGGAGCACUAUGCCAAGGCACUUGAAGCUAUAGAGAAAGCUCUUCAGCUAAAACCAAAGGAUCCAAAAGUCAUAUCAGAGCUCUUUUUCACUAAAGGAAACCAGCUAAGAGAACAGAAUCUCCUUGACAAAGCUUUUGAGAGCUAUAAACGGGCUGUGGAGCUCAACCCAGACCAAGCACAGGCCUGGAUGAAUAUGGGAGGCAUUGAGCACAUCAAGGGGAGCUACAUCACUGCCCGUGGCUACUAUGAGAAAGCCUUACAGCUGGUUCCGAACAGCAAGUUGCUGAAGGAGAAUCUGGCCAAGCUGGAUCGCUUGGAGAAACGGUUUCAGGAAGUCCAGGAGAAAGACCAAACAUAGCAUUGAGUCACCAGUGGAAAGAAACUCAUGCCCCUUGGAGAAGAGUAUGGUGGAAGCCUAUUGCUCAAAGUGAUGCUGAAGGAACUGUGAUAGGACUCAGAAUUACGGAAGGCAAAUUUUGAAUGCAUGCUUAUGUUUGACCAAAGUUACAGGACACACUUGGCUCCUGUGGGACAUGCUGGAGAAUGAAUGAAAACCUUCCUUUAAUCAAGAUUUAUGUUUAGGCUGAACCCAUUUUAAUCACACCGGGAGUGUGGGUGGAACAUGUACCUUCAAUAUCUUGGUUAUCACUGGGGAAACCAUGGAGACAAAGCACGCAUCCAAUGCAGCGGGGGUGAAGUAGAACCUCAUGUUACUCAACACAGGCUCACCUUGUCCACGUGAAGUACCACUGAUGGGCUUCAUUGCAAGUGCUGCCAGGUCCUUCUGAGCCAGGAAAGAUCGUCAUAAUGGUCACAUAAAAAGGUUUCAAGGGGUUAAUGCUGAGGAAGUGGUGGCCACUUCUACAGCUCUAAAUGUGACUUGAAAAUUAUUCUAAAGAAAGGGAAAAUGAUAUCUGAAUAUCACCCUAGAAGGAUGAUUCUACAAGUAGGACAAAUGAUCCUUUGAGGGAAAACCUCACCUGAAUGUUUUACUCAUAAGAUAGUAGUUUUAUAGUAAUUCAGGUUCAUGAUGUCAGUAUUGUCAAAUAUCAUAUGGCUUUACCCUUUGCCCUCUCCUCCAGGCCAAAUAAUUAUUACUCUGAAAAAAAUGGAAGCAUCCAAAGGCAAUGGGAAGCUCUGGGAUUACUUGUCCUCCUGUCCAGUCCCCAGUAAAAAACCCAAACAACCAAUCUGAUCAAUAUAGGAGGUAAAGUAAAGCCACAGAGAAAGAAGAUUUCCUAGCCUGGAAAGGUACUAAGGAGGCUUUUUUAUGUGUGUGCAGGGACAAAGCCCGUUUAUCAUGGUGAUAACACUGAUAAAACACUUUGUCAGAGUGUUCUCACACCCUCCCCCAAAAGAUACAGAAAAUGACCUAUAGCUGAUCAGUCAUAAAUCUAUAUUUUUAAAUACUGAAGUGGGAAAACAAAUUCUUUUCAGAAUUGGGGCUUUUAUUUUUGAGCUUUAUUUAUUUAACUUAUAAUAAUCAAAUAAUUAAUAUAUUUUCUCUGUUUUAUAUGAAUUGGGCAGUAUCCUUCACAGCUGGCCACAUGGCUGGGCGUUGUGACUUGUAUUGUCUGAAGUUAGAAAAAUGCAGUACCACCGAGGCGUGCUUGAAUAACUCCCCCUAAUGAUGUUUCUAAAGCAAAUGGCUGCAGAGCACAUUGGACCAUACUGUCACUGCAAUAACAGCACUUCUGCUGCUUCCACCAGGGUUUGUACCGGUUCACAGAGAGUGUUAGUGGGAUCGUGCUUGGUGCCACUGCCUUUGGGUUUGGACAUGGGGGUAGCUCAUCAGUUUGUUCCUCUUGCAGCAGGAAACUGCCGUAAAAGUUGUUAUAUUUGAGCUUGAUUGUGGCCAGUCCCUGCAGAAGAGCAGCCAAGGGUUUGGCAUUAUUAGUAAAGGACAGUUCAGAUUAGGUAUGCGAUGCCUUAGUACACAUCUGUCAGGAAAGGCCUGUGUGGCAGUGAACCACGUGGCACCCAGGUUUAGUUGGUGCUGCCCGUGGCACCUCAGCAAGCUCCAAAUUCGCUCAGCGUUACGGGACAGCUGUGCGCUGGUGGCUCUGCUGGCUUCAUUUAAAAAGCUCGGUGUCUAGCUGCUACUGAUGGUCAAAUUACAGACAAAUUAUUAACAUGACUCCAACUGCAUUUGGAGCUCAGAGGGAGUCCAGACUGGUGUAGAUGUCUGCCCUGCCAGGGCUUGUGGGCCUGCUAGAGCCAUGACUGAGCACCCACCAAGAUGGGGCUGGACAUGGGAGGUACUGGUCCCCACUGGCCAAGAAGACCAGCCAGUGCCUACAGCUGGGCAAAGGUGGGAGGAAGAGACCAUCAGGGGGAGAAGGUGGUGACACACGUUUCUAGGCUCUCUCCCUUAGAACCAGCUUCCCAAGGGAGCAGCUGGGACCAAAGUCAGUAAGUCUUUUGCUGGUGAAUUUUCCCUUCUGCCCCAGCCCAAGCAGCCUACUUUGCUUUGCGGGGCCGAGGGCAGGUUUGAGGUCCUAGGGCUGGGUCAGCAACCCUUGUCUUUUCACGUGACUCUUGUGGCUGUAGACUUGCUGACCUGACGUUUCUGCAGGUCCCCAGGGCAGGUGCUCUGCUGGAUGCCACGCAUGGAGUAGCUUUGCACAGCCCUGGCACUGCCAGGAUGGCCGGGAGGAGAUGGGGUUGCACCAGCAGAGUCCUGUGGGAUGGGGAAACCAAAGCUUAAAUGGUCUCUGAGAGCAGUCGGUUCCCCACCCUGCAUUGCAAAGUUGUAGAUGGUUCGUUACUGGGGUGUUCAGAGGUAUCUGGACCAUAAAGCUCUCUGCCUCUCCCCAAGGUGAGCCUGCCUUUGGGGCAGCUUCACCAAAGCCCCGUGUGCCCCAGCUGGCUGCCUGCCUGCGGUACUGCCGCGUGGCGGCGAGUCUGGGGGCUGCCAGAGCUGUGUUUGGUGCAGCCCCCGAGAGCGGUGCCACGCGCAGCCUCCCGUGGAGGAGGCAUCUGCUGGGUGCUCUGACAGUUAGCCCAAGCGUGGGGGAUAGGGGUGGGGGGAGAUACGUCUCAUUAAAAACAUGUAUCAGCUAUAAACUUUGCCUCGUAAAGAUAUAUUAAAUAAAUACUAUAUAUUCUACAAGCCCCACAGCAGUGUGGCUUUAAAUUGUGGCCAAUGAAACAUAUUUUUUCAAAUAUAGAAGAAGUUGUAUUUUUUAUAGCAAUGCUUUGUGAGGGGAAAGACUUGGUUUUGUGUUUUAACUUCGGCUGAGAGACCUGGUAGAAAUUAUUGUCUUGUUCUUGUCCUAGAACCUGAUCAAAGCCAUCUUGACCUCCUAAAACUGGUGCACAUGUAAAAGUAUAACAUAGCUUUGGGUACCGCCCUCCCCCCCAGAUCCUGGAGAAAGAUUACCAUUUUUGCAACACUGUCUUACUUGCAGAAUAAUGUAGAAAGAUGAGACCAUCCUCCCGGUGGGGGAGGUGGUUUGGUUGGAAGGCAUGGUGUAUGUUCAUCCACUUGCCUGAAUUAGGCAGGUAACGUAUCCACAGAGUUUAAUCCCAGUUGAACCGGAUUACAUUUAUAUGCCAAAAGGUCGACUCUCCACAUUUUGGAGCUGGGUUUAUGGUAGUUAUGGAGAGAGGAGGGCUUGGUAAUGAACCCCACUUUUCUGAACCAGCACUUUAUACCCCAUCUAUGCAGAUGAUGGUCUGCAAACUGGCAGCAUAUUUGGAGAACAAUUCAGACCAUGAGAUACCAAAGCAGUUAAACCUUUGUGAAGUUUUGAGCUGACUCUCUGUCUCGUUGGCAUCCAUGCUGAAACGCUGUGUUUGUUCAGGACAUUAAUCUUGUGAAAGGUUUAUUGCAGGCAAAGAAGAAGAAUGGAUUAUGAUAGGAAAUGGGUUACCUCCACCAAAAUGGAAUGCUAUUGUGGAAGAUAAAUUGAGCGACUUACCUUGUGAUAAACUGGAUAUUAUCUUAAUUAAUCAUAGGAAAUGUCCUCUUCCUCUAGCAUUGCGCAGCUUCUAAAAUAAUGAGUUAUAAAUACAUUGUUUUCUGCCAACUCCAGUGCUCAGCAUGGUUAGCAGAGAUUAAAAAUUAAUAAAUGGCUGAAGCUCUACCUGGUGGGGGAAGGUUCACUCUCCCUGCUAGUUGCAUUGGCUAAACCUCAGUGCUCACCAAUGGAGUGAGAGUAAGUGGAGUAUUAACAGAAUGCUGGUUAGACAGGAGUCUCAUGUACUCACUGUGCAUUUUAAUCCUAAAUGAAAAGCAUAAUAAUUGUGUUGGUUUUUCCUUUCCACAUGAAUAAUAUUUUCAGCUGAUGGAUUUUGUUUUAUUUUAUUGCUUAUUUAAAGUCCAUCAUUCUUUGCUUUCCUUCCUUUUCCAUCCCCUGGGAUAAAUGAUGCAGUGGGGGGCAUUUUCUCUCUCUCAUAGACUCCUUGGACUAGCUUUUCCUACAAAUGUGCAGGCAGCUUGUUUUGGCCAAACAGUAAGUGAAUGCAGCAGUGCAAAUGGCCUUCAUUCCAGAGAUCUUGACGAGGACGGGGUGUGUGCGUGCAUGCACAUGGGUGGAAGAAGUCUAAGUAAAAAAAAUCCAGAGUAAAGAACCUAACUUGCAGGUGAGGCUGGACACCCCUAAAAUUAUCUAAAAACUAUGAAAGCUUCUCAACAGGUACAGAAACCAGGCCAGAUAUGGUGUACAAUACUUGGUGAAAGAAGAUGAUUGUCAUUCUGAUUUUGAUAAUUAGGCAAUUUAGAGUAUAGUUGUAUGAUCUUUUGCCCCACUUGUCCUCCAACUUGGUGAAACAGUUGGUAUAUGCUUAAGUCUCCUCAAUCUGUAUGUGAUUAAGUUGACCAAGUGCUCAAUUUCUAUCUUUCAUAUAUGCAAUUAUGCACAAUCUUUGGAAAAAAUUAGCCCUUAGAGGUUUUUUUCCCCCAACCUUCAGUCUCUUGCAGCAAUUUCAAAAUGCACUGUUUUGCUUUCAUGUACAUUUAAACCCAGCAGCAAAAAAAAAAAAAAAAAAGGAAAAAAAAGCGCUUGGCAUACACUAGUGUUUCAAUGUGGCAAAGUUGCUUCAGGUAAUCUCGAUAACUUUGUGCAAAAGUUCAUUGCCAUGUUUGUACUGACUUGCUGAAAAUUUUUUCUUCUGGAAAAUACCCCCAGUGGUAUCCUCUGUAAAAGUUAUGGCUUCUACAACUGUAUUACUGUAGAAAUCUCUGCCUGAAGUGGAUGUCGCGCUGCGUGUUCCUCUCAUGCGGGAGCUGUUUGCAUUGCCUGUUGUUCAUAUGGUUCUUAUUUCUGUAUCUUUUUUUUUUUAAUCAGUUGUGCAUAUCUUUUUAAAAAAAACAAGAAAACAGCCCGUGGAUUAGAAAUCUUUUACAAAUAAAUUCACACUUAGCAGCAGCUGGAUGUAUGUCAGUGGUACAGGAAUUUGCAAAGUCUUUGCUUUUUUCACUGUGGGAUUUAUGGCUAGAUUUCACAUAAAGGAGUUAUGCUCGAAGUCUUUGCAAAAGAAAAUGUAUGUAAAUGUCUAUUUUAUAUAAAAAGUAAGAAAAGUAA